UUGUUUUCUGUUUUAAUGAACAAUAAUGAGUGAUACGUGGAACAAAAGUAUACUAUGUCGUUGUUGCCAAGCCGAAGAUGGCUUCAGAAGUCUUGGUGAGCCGUAUAUUCACGAAGGAACGCAGGAAAUAUAUGCGGAUAUGAUACGAGAUUGUCUGAAUAUUAUUAUGAAACCUUCAACUGCACCGUCGUACAGCAUUUGUGAUAGCUGUGUGUGUAAGUUGCGGGAUGCAACCGUCUUUAAAAGGCAGGUCCUUGCAUGUGAGAGGUCUCUGGAGGCAUACCGCAAGCAGAUUGAUGAUGAGAUAAAUGCGGAUCCUGAAAUAAAAUCUGAAGAUGACAGCUGCUCCAAUGGAUUUAAUGAGCAGUUGAUGCACAGAUCAGACUAUGAAGGCAAGAAUGAAGGGAAUCUUACGUAUGAUGAAGAGAAGACAACAUCCAUGGAUAUAGAAGACAUUGAUGACCAGCCGCUCGCCAGCCUUCGGACUUUUCGGCAGAGUGAUGACGUCACAACACGGGAAGCUAAAACCUCCAAACACCAAAAGGCCAAGAAUUUCUCCUGUAAAAUUUGUCAUAAGAAAUUCACUUACAACGGUUUUUUGGAGGUACACAUGAGACAACACACAGGGGAGAAAACAGUGCAAUGUCGACUAUGUGACAGUAAGUACACGAAUAACAAGGAAUUAAACAGACAUAUUAGCGAGAACCAUUCAGACGGAGAUAAGUACCCAUGUCCACAGUGUACAGAAACUUUUGAUAAAGCGAGACUGUUAAAGAAACAUUUGACAACGCAUUUUGAGGAAAAAUUCUCAUGUAAUUACUGUGAUAAAGAGUUCCAAAGAAAAAAAGGUUAAAGGAACAUCUAAAAACUCACACAGGAGAGAAAAAAUACAGUUGCGAAGAAUGCGGUAAAUCAUUUGGUCAUAACCAGACGUUGAAGUCUCAUAUUUUAACGCACACUGGUGAAAAACCUUAUGUAUGUGAUGUAUGUGGAC
This is a messenger RNA of Leguminivora glycinivorella, 994 nucleotides long. RefSeq names its product zinc finger protein 583-like. The coding region runs from base 26 to 853 and encodes 275 amino acids. Gene Ontology annotation, cellular component: nucleus. Gene Ontology annotation, molecular function: zinc ion binding. Lineage: Eukaryota; Metazoa; Arthropoda; Insecta; Lepidoptera; Tortricidae. The record is from RefSeq and is a predicted model, not a curated record. The transcript is spliced from 6 exons.